This is a messenger RNA of Prorocentrum cordatum, 615 nucleotides long. The record is from the annotation of a GenBank genome assembly. Lineage: Eukaryota; Dinophyceae; Prorocentrales; Prorocentraceae.
AAGGCGGACGGCACCGACCUCGGCCUCGCCGUGUCGCAAGAGUGCGAGGCGUUGCUCAUAGAGUCGGUGCGCAGCGGCGGCGCCGUGGAGGCCUGGAAUCGCUCGUGCUCGGGGGGGCCGUGCCCGGAUCGGGUCGUGGGGCACGGGGACCGCAUCGUCGGCGUGAACGGCGUCACGCAGAACCCGGAGCGGAUGCUCGAGGACCGGUGCGAGGCGAAGCAGCUGCUGCGCCUCACCAUCCGCCGAGGGCUUGCCUCUGUGGCGGUCAUUGGCUCCAGGAAGCGGCCAUACGUCCAUGCGUGCGGACGCCUCCGAGUUCGUUCCCACAGGCGCCCACACCAUGCCAGCGCCAGACGCGACCGCUGGCGCCUAGCAUGGCCCCCGCACGACGACGGCCGCCACGCGGCCCGCCGCGGCGCCCGCGCCCAGCCAACGAUCGAUGGAGGCACUCUCGGCGGCCUUCGUGCACCUGGGCAGCUCGGCGACCGUGGGCGCCGAAUGCGACCCCGUGAGCCGCGUGCCUCCGUCGGGCCGCCUGCUCGUCCACAAUUUUUGCUUUGUGCCGACGUGGAGCCAGGUGACCUAGGCCGAGCCGCCAAUCACGCGCAGAGAUAG